UGUCCAUUGACUUCACAUUCCACUCUCUUGCAAUUUGAUUGGACCGUUGAAAAAGCAGAUUUAACAUCACCCAUCAUUGGGACCCAUUUUUGGGACCCACAUUUCGACCUUAUCAUCAUUUAACCACGUCAUAUCAUAUCAAGCAGACAAGAAUCGCGUUUGUUUCCACGUCGGAUUCGCUCGAACAAACGCCCGUUAUAUAUAAACAAUUAAUGCCACCACUACAACAACCGGUCUCUCACUUAAAGCAGCGAAAAGCCCAAAAGGCGCCGGCAUGGCUCAGCUCCUCCUCUUCCGUUGCCAAAAGCCCGUUUCACCCGCCACCACCACCGCCACCGCCGUCACUCCCAUAGACGGCGCAACCUCCGCCGCCGCCCAACAAUGCCUGCCGAGCUGCAGCGACUUCGGGCGGCGGCUGGUGCGCAAGCUGAAAAAACAGAGCAAAAUGCUCUGCACUGCGACCGCCGUUUGCCGUACGGCCGGCGAUACAGCCUCCUUUCAGUGCCAGUAUGAUCCGCUCAGCUACUCACGGAACUUCGACGGCUGCUCUGCGCUUGAUGACGACUCCUCGCAUUUCUACUACACAUUUUCUUCAAGGUUUGCUCGCCCGUUAGCCGCCUCUCAUUAAGAGCUGUUGGAGGAGGAAGACGACUCUGUUAUUCCUUUUUUUUUCUCUCUUACCUGUAAUUCGAUUUCUUGUUAUUAUUAUUAUUUUUUUUUAUUUGCUUGUAUGAAAAUUAUGGUUGCUUUAUUAUAAUCAAACAGAGUUGGAUUUGGAGA
Messenger RNA from Dendrobium catenatum, 780 nucleotides. RefSeq lists its product as uncharacterized. The transcript has a single exon. The record is from RefSeq and is a predicted model, not a curated record. The coding region runs from base 275 to 628 and encodes 117 amino acids. NCBI's taxonomy places the organism in Eukaryota, Viridiplantae, Streptophyta, Magnoliopsida, Asparagales, Orchidaceae.